CGGGCCGGUGGUAGUUGGGUAACUAAGCUCGCAGAAGUAAAGCCUGUCAAAAUGAAGUGGCGGUGCAGCAGCCAGUAGUUCUCGUUUGCUAGUAAGGAGCAUAAGCACGGUUUCGAUAUUGCUCCGACUAGCCGCAACAUUUCCAACUUUCUCGAAGAUUUAUCAAUUCCUUCCUCCUCUAUACGUUCUAUACGAGCGAAGCGAAUCAUUUCACGUUCGCCUAUAGAGUAUAGAUUUCGUGGGUGCCCUUUCGAUCUUUUCUGUGCCCGUUCUAAACACGCGAUUGCGUUGUUGUGACAGACGGAGUAGAGCAUGACGAAGAAACAAACUGUGAUCGUGAAGCUUAAGAGAUCCAGCUCCGGCAAACCUUGGGGAAUACGUAUCGCUGGAGGCGCUGAUUUGGGUACGCCGAUCGUCGUCACCCGCUCGGAGAACCAGGCACUCCAGAGGGGUGACGUGAUCAAGAAAAUCGACGAUUACGACGCGCGAGACGUGAGGCAUGUAGACGCCCAGACUCUUCUUCAAAACUCUGAAUCUAUAAGGCUCGUGAUCGAAAGGUCUGAGCCGUCGAAUGCAUCUCGCAUCAACAUUACCACGUCAUCUCCGAUUAUCAAGCCGAACAUUGGCCACAGGGCUGCGGUCACUAGUCUAACCAGACAACCGAAAGUAUAUCCGACGGAAUUACCCAAGAGUCCUGUACCGCCGCCUUCGUUCGACGAUUACAGUCGGCCUACAUCUCCACCGGAGCCCAUUAACUUGAUGCACGAACAUCUCGACGAGAUUCGCGAAGAAAAAGCCUAUUUGUCGCAGCCGUACCGCACAACUCCUCUGGUUUUGCCAGGUGCAAAGAUCAAAAAGGAUGCUCCACUCGGAGAGUGCUACUUGCGCCAUCAUCCAAACCCGAUGAUCAGAGCGGCACCGCACCACUACGAACCGGCUCAUCCGGAAGUUGCUAUGAAACAAAAGGUGGCAGAAUCGGUACUUCAACGUAUCUUGGGACCGAAUGAAGUUCCAAAGGUUGUCCACAAGCAAUUUAACUCGCCGAUUGGUCUCUACUCCGAACAAAAUAUCGCCGAUACCAUUAAGUGUCAAGCAUCAGCCAUACCCCUGAAGAAACCAACCAAGUACGACCCGAGUAAGAGUGAGGCUUACAAGGCUUUGCAAGAGGAAGCUCUCGGCGACACAGUACAGGAAGUGAAACAAGCGGCGCGCACCGGUGUUUUCUCUCCGCAAAAAGUUAAUCAAAAUAGGGUAUACCAGGCUCGACCAAAAAGUCCUGCUGGACCGUACGGUGGAAAUUAUAGACGUCCCUUCCCUCUCUCUUUUAUAAAGGAUCGCAUCAACGACUACUAAAAUUUACUCCGACUU
Molecule: messenger RNA, 1368 nt
Organism: Habropoda laboriosa
Lineage: Eukaryota; Metazoa; Arthropoda; Insecta; Hymenoptera; Apidae
Gene: Zasp66
Product: PDZ and LIM domain protein 3
Exons: 9
Coding region: 313-1353 (346 amino acids)
Biological process (GO): muscle structure development; actin cytoskeleton organization
Cellular component (GO): filamentous actin; Z disc; adherens junction
Molecular function (GO): actin binding; muscle alpha-actinin binding
Source: RefSeq, a predicted model, not a curated record